Scatophagus argus is the source of this 3751-nucleotide messenger RNA. RefSeq names its product fatty acid 2-hydroxylase (gene fa2h). The coding region runs from base 169 to 1317 and encodes 382 amino acids. The transcript has 7 exons. Gene Ontology annotation, biological process: lipid biosynthetic process; fatty acid metabolic process. Gene Ontology annotation, molecular function: heme binding; fatty acid 2-hydroxylase activity; iron ion binding. Gene Ontology annotation, cellular component: membrane; endoplasmic reticulum. The record is from RefSeq and is a predicted model, not a curated record. Lineage: Eukaryota; Metazoa; Chordata; Actinopteri; Scatophagidae.
CUCUGCCGCUGUCGUCGUCUGGAUACUUAAGAGUUUGAGAGCCUCGGGGUGUUAACGGUGAAGUUUAACUUUUAGCGCAGUAAUCAGGUUGACCGUCCUGUGGAGAGGUCUUUCUGCUUUCCUCUCAGUUUCUGGUUCAGGUGGACGCUUUACAUCUCCUCUGUUAGGAUGUCUCCGUCCACGUCCCCCCGGUUCUUUACGGAGAGGGAGGUGGCCUGCCACUGCACCAAGGACUCCUGCUGGGUGCUGCUGGGGACCAGGGUGUACGAUGUGACCGCUUUCUUGCGGAUGCACCCGGGAGGGGAAGCUCUCAUUCUUCGCCGGUCGGGCAAGGAUGUGAGCGCAGAGAUGGAAGGACCCCCACACCGGCACUCCCAGAACGCCCGGCGGUGGAUGGAGCAGUACUACAUCGGAGAGCUGAAAAGAGACUGCGCCGACGAGGCACAGACUCUGAGAGAGAGGAGGAAGGCCAGUGAACAGACAGAAGGAAAGACAGAAGAAAAGACGACAGACAAGAACGUGAAAGAGGAAGACGAGAACUCCCCGUUCAACCGCUGCAGCUCUGUGGACCUGGACAAGGAUUUGGUGGACUGGCGGAAGCCCCUGGCUUGGCAGGUAGGCCACCUCGGAGAGAAAUAUGAUGCAUGGGUUCACGAGCCAGUUGAUAGACCUAUCAGACUGUUUGGAAACCCCUUCAUGGAGGCCAUCACCAAGACUUCUUGGUACUGGGUACCAGUGGUUUGGCUUCCUAUUGUGUUUUAUUUAAGUUGGCUCUGCUACACCACGCUGGCAGAGGGCACCACCAGGAUAGUCCUCACCUCAGACUUCUCAAUUCCGAUUCAUAAGUACGUCUUCGUGCCACUCUUUUUGGUGGGCUGGUUCUUGUGGUCGUUCAUCGAGUACUGCAUCCAUCGCUUUGUCUUUCACAUGAAACCACCAGCCCAUAACUACUACCUCAUCACGCUUCACUUCCUCCUGCAUGGACAACACCACAAGUCUCCGUUUGACGGCUCUCGGCUGGUGUUCCCACCCGGCUUGGCCUCUUUAGUGGUGGGAAGUUUCUAUAUAAUCCUCCGCAACAUGCUGCCAGAUAUCCUCGGGAUAUGCAUUUUUGUCGGGGGACUGUGUGGCUACGUCGUGUACGAUAUGAUCCACUACUACCUUCACUACGGUUCGCCAAAGAGAGGCUCGUAUAUGUACAGCCUGAAGGCCUACCACGUCAAACACCACUUUGAGCACCAGAGAGCAGGUUUCGGCAUCACGACCACAUUUUGGGACUACCCUUUCAACACAGUCAUCCCUAAUGAGGAAUUCUAACAGAAAAAAUGGGCUGAAGGGCCACAGGACUUAUCACCCACCCUCUUAGUAAGCAGCCCUUAUGCUAUAUUCACACCUUUAGUUCAGUCUCAGCAGCCAUAUCUUUCACAACCUUUCGCAACUCCACUUCUGAAGACUCCUGGGCCACUGCAGCUAGUCCACUCAUACAUACCUUAGCACAUUAUCAACCUGCUUUUUGAUUACAGCCAGCAAUCUUUGCCAGAGCUCGCUCAUCUUGGUGUGUAUGUGUUUCCCCACUGUGAUCAUUUCUGCACAGUUGCAAGGCCUUUCUGUGCCAUUUUUAUAACCAAAUCAACAUCUGUUGCUGCCGUGUUCUUCACUGCACUGACCUCGCCAGCCAAAUCAUCACCCGAAAGCCAUCCACAACAUCCUAAUGUACAGCCAGGAGGUGGGCCAUGGAGAGAAAGAAAAGGACACACACACACAAACAUACACACGUAGAAGCAUGUGCACAUUUUUUGGAGGAAUUCUAUGUUUGCUGUAUAGAUGUAUAAUACUGUCAAGUAUAUUCAAAAGAAACAUUACAUUACGUGAAAAAAACACUAAACAUUUAUCAUCACCAUAAGACAAAGGAAUGUCUGCACGCACACGCACGCACACACACACACACACACACACACACACACACACACUCAGACUGUGUGGUUUCAUCAGAGGGGAACAGGAAGUGAUGGAUGGUAGGUGAAUGUGAAAGAUGGAGAAGGAAGGGCACUGACGGUGUGACAGAAAGUGUGUGAGAGUGUGUGUGUAGAGAAUGUCAGUGACAAAGGAUCCUACAACCUAAUGAACCAACUCAGGAAAAAAAAAAUAUACAUAUAUAAAAUUUCUCCACUUCAUCUGCAGCUUCCUUGUCACUCUCACAGCUCUUUUUGCUGUUGGCUGCUCAGCUUUGCUGCUUCACACUGCAGGGUUGUAACAACACACAGAAAUUCCCUCCACCAUAUUUGUUCUCACUGUAGUUUUCAGAAGCAGCUGUGAACAGAAAAUGUUUGUUUUCAGAUAUUAGAACAUGCAGAAAUGCAUUUGACAGUUUAGAUUUAACUUAUUAAUUACCAGCAAAGCUGCAGAAUACGCUAGUGCAAUGUACUGUUAAUGUCAUGUAAAGCAGCGUUCUUAAUGUCUGACACCACUGUGGAGGUUUUGCAGGUCUGUUGUGAUAAUUCCUCAGUUUUCUUCUUUUUGUUCUACGAAAAAAGACGUAGAAAAAAAUAUUUUGUUUGAUGCUUUGUACAGAAGAGGAAAUUGUUUAAUUGCAUCAGCUUUACAUUGUCAGAGGGAGCAGAUAUUUUUUACGGGUUUGACAAUAAGAAAACAUAUGCAUUUAGUUGUGAGAUGGAUGAAUGAUAAUGUUGUCAUGGUGUCAGAGGGACGGACCUGAGGCAUGAGGCCGGUCUAUCCAGACUUCCUGCUGUGGGGAUCUCAAGGUCACAGAGUAAUUCAUUCAUUAAUUAAUUCCAAUUAAAAAUCUUUUUGGAAGGUGAAUGUGAAAAAUGUUUUAGGGUGAUUUUUAGGCUCUUUAGAAUCCACCUUCAGGUCUCCCUCCACCCUUCUAUAGCCAGUGGUUUAUGGAGCCAUGCAGAUCCCUGCAGGAUGACGAAGGACGAAUCCUCUGACUGGACAGCAGGAGGUCUUGUUAGUGACUGGCAGAUCCUCAAAAUGCCUCCUCCAAACACUCUACAACAACACAGAUAACUAAAGCAGAACAAACAGAACAUGAUUUUUUUAUAUAAACUUUUCUAGUUUGAGAAAAUACUCCCACACAAGAGUAAAAUAAUAAUAUAUUGAAAUGAUUCCAUUCGCAUAGCUUUUUCUUGCUAUUCAGAACAGCAAUAAUAAUUAAAUCUUUAGGUAAACCUUAAAAGGGCUGCGUCAGUAAAGUUUCACCACGACUUGCAGGGUCGGGCAUGAACUUCUCCAAAAUGUUUCUUGUUGUCCACAACAAACAUAUCAAAACCAUAACAAAGUUUGUCUUAUGUGCAGUUAAUACAAAUGUUCAAGGCUUCAUAAAGAAUUCUGACUAAUCACUGUGUACCACACUUCUUCAGAGACAACCAAAAAUUAUUUUUAAUGAUGGUGGACAUAUCGAUGACUGUGAUAAUAAUGAUUAUUAUGAUUAUGAUGAUAAGUGAUAAUGUAUACUGAUUGUGACGACUGCAUGACAAAGUGAAAGGAUUAUGCCUGUUGGAAUAAAGUACAUACAGAUCUUAUUUAUGUAUAUUUAUAUGAUAAGGAUGAAACAACAGCUUGUAAGCUUUGAUUCUGACAAGUGAACUUUUCUUUGUGCUAAAUUAUGCAGCGUAAAAUAAUAUUUCUUAAAUCUGUUUACUAUAAUAUCUUUAAACUUUUAUUUUGGAAUUUUAAAUGUCUAUGCAAAUGCAAAUGUAUUUGUAAAUAAAUGUCUGUAUAUUUCUGA